AUGGUGUUCGCGGGCACCACCGUCGUCAAUGGCAGCGCCGUCUGCCUCGUCGUGUGCACCGGGAUGGCCACCGAGAUUAGCAAGAUCAACUCUGGUGGUCUUCUCUCGUUCGCCUCAUUCCUUACCGACUCACACGCUCCGUCCGCAAAACAGGUGUGGUUCGGUUGGCUGUCGCAGGAGGACGACAACACGCCGCUCAAGAAGAAGCUCAACGAGUUCGGCGAGGCACUCACCAAGAUCAUCGGCCUCAUAUGCAUCCUCGUGUGGCUCAUCAAUGUCAAGUACUUCUUGACCUUCGAGCUCGACGGAUGGGUGCCCAGGAACAUACGCUUUUCGUUUGAGAAGUGCACAUACUACUUUGAGAUCGCCGUGGCGCUUGCCGUCGCCGCCAUACCUGAAGGAUUUCCUGCCGUGAUCACCACAUGCCUCGCCCUCGGAACCAGGAAGAUGGCCGCCAAGAAUGCGCUCGUGAGAAAGCUUCCCAGUGUGGAGACUCCGGGCUGCACCACUGUGAUCUGCUCUGACAAGACUGGGACACUGACCACCAACCAGAUGUCAGUCUCAAAGCUCGCUGUGAUCGGUGAUGCCCCAGGGAAAGUUAGGAGCUUCAAGGUGGACGACACGUCGCAUGAUCCCCGUGAUUGCAAAAUUUACUACUGGCCUGCAAGGAGGAUGUAUGCAAAUCUUGAGAUGAUUGCGAAGGUUGUCGCUGUGUGCAAUGAUGCCAGUGUCUCACAUUAUUCAAACCAGUAUGUUUCCACCAGAAUGCCGACCGAGGCUGCUUUAAAGGUCUUGGUUGAGAAAAUGGGAGUACCUGAAGGAAAGAACGGUCUGUCGAUGGAUCCGCCCGAGACAUUAGUUUGGAGGUGAGACGUUGAUGCCCUUUGUGCUGUUGGAGGCUGUUGGGUACUGUUGGUGCCGUUUGGUUCAUUCAUAAGUGCUCAGAAAGUGAGGCUCGCCUGCAUGCACUUCCACCAGUUCUAUGAGGGCAUGUACAGAGGUAGCAGCACCAAGCGGUGGUCUCAUCCCAUCCACAUAGAUUUGUACUAUAAUACCACCAUUUGAACAUUUACCACCCAAUGGAAGCAGUGGUUUGAGGUAUGACAGGAGCAAGGUCCUCUACUUCACUUUAUCAAACCGCCACCGCAAGAUGAGAGGAGCCAAGGCGUGGUCCUGUGACUUUUGGCAGUGAGGAAGCGGCCUCCUCUGCAGGAUCCCGCUUGUGUCUGCAAGCUAUACCUUUUGGCAAACUGGACCAUCUGAUCCUACGUGGAGUGCUGGAGCAGCUGUCCAACCUGGAGCGUUGGACAUGCCCUGAGGCAAAAAGCAAAGAAGGAUGCCUCAUGGCAUUGGCUCUUGGUAGGAGUGACCGAGUGAGCUCUAUGAUGUGCGCAACAAGUUCCAGACCAUUAUGCAGUGGUUCUGUUUUGCAGUUUGAAAUAAGGAAUUGGAACUGCAACAUCCUGAAAUACUUGACAAACUACGGGAAGAAACAUCAUGAACUUGCUCCCCAUGAAACAACUCCACAAUACCAUUGUCACAUGCUAUUUUAUUUGCAAUGAGCAUGGAGAUCCUCGCGACCCAUAUGAAGUAACUUUAGCAAAGCUUGCUCUUUACCCUAUUAAAGAAUUGCUGUCUUUUUGUAACAUGAGUUACCCAUUUUUUAUUGGCCAGCAUACCAUUUUUGAGACGUUAAGUGAUAACGAUAGUGAUUGAUAAGUUGUAUUGAGUUUUGCCUUACCUGUCCACCCUAAAACGUGUUAUCAGCCAAUGUGAAAGUGUAUAUAUUGCAAUGUAAGGCUCAUUGUGGUAUAUGUAUAUACAUGCAAUGGUAGACU
Triticum dicoccoides is the source of this 1838-nucleotide messenger RNA. RefSeq names its product calcium-transporting ATPase 1, endoplasmic reticulum-type-like. Gene Ontology annotation, molecular function: transporter activity; ATP binding; ATP hydrolysis activity. The transcript has 7 exons. Gene Ontology annotation, cellular component: membrane. The record is from RefSeq and is a predicted model, not a curated record. NCBI's taxonomy places the organism in Eukaryota, Viridiplantae, Streptophyta, Magnoliopsida, Poales, Poaceae. Bases 1 to 870 code for a protein of 289 amino acids.